AUGAGUCGCUGCGUGGCUCGCAGAGCUACGAAGAAAGUCUCCUCAGCUCGUUUCUACAGCAUUGUGCAUGAUGUCCCACGAGUCGCUGCCAGUCUCAGCCAGAGCCAUCCUCCACCACAACCUCAAAGCCAGUCGGUAUUCGAGCAAGCUGUCAAUGCCACUGGUCCGCGCAACAACUGGACCAAAGAGGAGAUUUCUCAGAUUCACCAGACCCCUCUGAUGGAACUGGCCUUCGCCGCAGGCACUGUACACCGUCGAUUUCACAAGCCCUCGGCUGUCCAACUAUGUACCCUCAUGAACAUCAAGACUGGUGGGUGCACAGAAGACUGCUCGUACUGCGCCCAGUCGUCCCGCUACAAGACAAACCUUCAAGCCACCAGACUCUCCGCGGUUGACUCCGUCAUUGAGGCAGCAAAGGUCGCCAAAGCGAAUGGCUCCAACAGAUUCUGUAUGGGCGCUGCUUGGCGCGACAUGCGUGGUCGGACCCGGGGAAUGAAAAAUAUUGUGGAAAUGGUCAAAGGUGUUCGGGCCCUGGGUAUGGAAGCCUGCGUCACCCUCGGUAUGCUUGACAAGCAACAAGCUCGGGAGUUGAAGGAGGCCGGCUUAACAGCAUACAAUCAUAACCUGGAUACCUCGCGAGAGCAUUAUCCCAACGUCAUCACCACACGUUCUUACGACGAACGAUUGCAAACACUGGAAAAUGUACGCGAAGCCGGCAUCCACGUCUGCAGUGGGGGUAUUCUCGGUCUAGGAGAGACGCCCGCAACUGACCAUGUUGGCUUGAUCCACACCCUCGCCACUCUCCCAGCACACCCUGAAUCUUUCCCCGUGAACAAGCUGGUGCCCAUCAAAGGCACGCCAAUGUUCGGCCAAGAACCGGUUAAAUUGGAAGACAUGGUCCGUUGUAUUGCCACCGCUCGCCUGGUCAUGCCGCGAACCAUCAUUCGUAUUGCAGCCGGAAGGGUCACUAUGCCUGAGAGUGAGCAAAUGCUGUGUUUCAUGGCGGGCGCGAACGCGAUUUUCACGGGCGAAAAGAUGUUGACGACGGAUUGCAACGGGUGGGAGCAGGAUAAGGAUAUGUUUGAGCGCUGGGGGCUGUCACCAAUGCAGACCGAGGCGAGUAAACUGGUCGAGGUUGCAGAGGAGCCCAAGUUUGAGGCAAGCAGUUUCGCCCACUUGAAGAGCGAUGGCGUGGUGGCACAAAAGGGAGCGGAGGUAUGA
This is a messenger RNA of Fonsecaea nubica, 1221 nucleotides long. Its product is annotated as biotin synthase. The record is from RefSeq and is a predicted model, not a curated record. NCBI's taxonomy places the organism in Eukaryota, Fungi, Ascomycota, Eurotiomycetes, Chaetothyriales, Herpotrichiellaceae. The transcript is spliced from 2 exons. Gene Ontology annotation, molecular function: biotin synthase activity; 2 iron, 2 sulfur cluster binding. Gene Ontology annotation, biological process: biotin biosynthetic process. Bases 1 to 1221 code for a protein of 406 amino acids. Gene Ontology annotation, cellular component: mitochondrion.